CUAGUCAGUGUGGGACUAUGCAGGUCAAGGGCAGUUCCACAAAACACACGGCCUUUUCUUUUCUUCAUCCAACUCGUUCUUCAUCCUGCUAGUGAGUCUAGUGAAAGGAGAGGAGAGACGACUGUGCAGUGUUGAGGAGUUGCGACAAGAGCUUCAGUAUUGGCUCUCAUUUCUUAGAGCCAGUUUGGAUGCAGAGUUUAUACCCACAGUGUUGAUAGCUGCCAGUCACAUAGAUUACUGUCCACAGCGUCAGCAUGACUUGCAGCCUGUAGUCGAUUACAUGCGUGAGCUGUUCAAAGGCAAGAUCAACAUCAGUGAAGUUUGUUUUGUUCUCGACUGCAGGAGGAGCAGGUCACCUGAAAUGAAGCAACUAAAGAAAGUUCUCUGUGAUGUGAAGCAGCAGUUUCAGCAGUCUGCUCCUCUGUAUCCUCGUCUUUGUCAGCCAGUCGUGUCCAAGUUGCUUCCUUCUCUUCGUAAGAAACAAGAAGAUCCUUUCAUGGAGAAGGCAACACUCAUGUAGAGGAUUGAGCAGAAAGCAAGUCCAGGACAAGAGAAGAAGAUUGUAGAGAAGGUAGUUGAUUUUUUAGAUGAUUCAGGAGAGAUUGCUGUUGCCGGAAAUGUGGCAGCUCUCAAUCCUGCAUCUCUACAUCAUUAUGCCAUCGGUCCUCUCAUUGCUUCUAAGGAUUUCAAGUGGCACGUCAAGUCUGAAAGGAAUGAUGGCACAGUAACAAGAGAAGAAGCAGAAAAGUCAAUCAAUCGUUUUCUGAAAAGAUUAGAAGAUUCAAGUUCAACUCAACACAGAUAAUGUCCUUGCAAUAAGUAAAUCUCUUGGUAUCUGCUUCAAAGUGGAAGGCAGAGAUGACACGUACAUGUUUCCAGCUCUCUUGCCUCCUAAGGAUCUGUCUGUCAUGUGGAAGAGAGACGAGAGUAAGAAAGUGUAUGCCGGUCGACGUCAAGUAUGCAGCAGUCAAACGACCAUCUUCAGUCCAUCUGCAUUUGGCAUGUUUCAAUCUAAUGUUUGCACUUCAUUAGAUAAGAAAGCACAGCUGUGGAGGAAUGGACUGAUCGUAUCACAAGGUGAUUCUAUUCAUUGUCAUGUUGAAUGUUUGGUUGCCAUGGUAGAUCUUGUUCGUUCUGUCGACUUCGUCUGUCGUGGAGGUAAGGCAACAGAAGCAGAAUGUGUUUCCCUGCUCGACACUGUCAUGUCUCUUUGGAGAGAUAUGUUAGACAAAUACAGUCCAGGCACUGACUAUGAGACUGAAUAUCUGAGCAGAAAGCAUUUAGGGGAACACAAAGAACUGAAACAAGUUGCUGUUUACUCUGAGGAGGAAAUCAAGGAAGCAAAAGCAACAGGAAAAGGAGCAAAAGCUGCUGUAAAACAAGUAGUUGGUGAUGAGCGAGUCGUAGAAAGUCUUGGUGACUUGCUGGUCAUUCUACCCUCCAAUAGAAUGUCAACCACUGCAGUUGUUGUCCAUCCCAGUGCAGUAGUGGCAGCUGUCGUUAAGCACGGUUCAUCUCAAUGGUAUUUAUUUGGACAUAAAUUAGGUUUCAGUCACCACAAAAUUAAUUCGUUAUGUCAUGACAAAGUGACUGCAGAUUCUAAAUUGUUUGCAAUUAUUCAAGUGAAGACUGAACAAGUUGGUGAUGUGAAGAAGAUUGAUGAUCUGCUGUUGGAGAUAUGUGGACUGUUGCCAAGUAGAAUUGAUGGUGCAGUCAAAGAGGAGCUUGGAAUCCCCACAUGACUGUAGGAUAUGGGGUGGAUAUUUAUCAACACUAUAAUAGGCAUUUAUUAAUAAAAUCACGAAAUUGUUUAGUGUCAUGUCCAUAAAGGCAUCGUCAUGUGUAUGAUGUGUAGACUUGAAUUUUAUUUUUAUU
Corticium candelabrum is the source of this 1875-nucleotide messenger RNA. RefSeq lists its product as uncharacterized. Bases 870 to 1742 code for a protein of 290 amino acids. The record is from RefSeq and is a predicted model, not a curated record. The transcript has 3 exons. Lineage: Eukaryota; Metazoa; Porifera; Homoscleromorpha; Homosclerophorida; Plakinidae.